Molecule: messenger RNA, 1758 nt
Organism: Rhipicephalus microplus (southern cattle tick)
Lineage: Eukaryota; Metazoa; Arthropoda; Arachnida; Ixodida; Ixodidae
Gene: Ufsp1
Product: UFM1 specific peptidase 1
Molecular function (GO): deUFMylase activity
Source: RefSeq, a predicted model, not a curated record
UAAUCUGGUAGGUGUUCUGUUAAGGCUUCCAGGUUUUCUGUGGGCUGCCGUGCUGGAGUGCGCACACGUUGCAUGGCGCGUUGUUUAGAGCGUAGCUGUGGAUACGUUGUGGCGAUAUAGGUGUGAGCAGGAUGACAGCGCUACUCGAGGACGCCCACGAAGGUUUAGAGCUGCCACAACGAGUGAAUCGCGUGGCAUAUGUGAGGGGACAGUAUGCCUACUACCACUACGGAUGCGACGGCCUCGAUGACAGAGGCUGGGGCUGUGGCUAUCGGUCACUGCAGACCAUCUGUUCGUGGGUGGUAUUGCAAAAGCGCAAGGCUGGGAAAGAAGCGAGGGCUGUGCCGAGCAUCGCCGAGAUCCAGGCUGCCCUCGUGUCUCUCGGCGACAAGGAGGCCCACUUUGAGGGCUGUUGUGACUGGAUUGGUAGCACAGAGGUGUUCCUCUGUCUCGACCACUUCUACCAGGUUCCCUGUCGUAUCCUGCACGCCAGCACUGGUGGCCAGGUCGCCCACCAUGUUGAUGCCCUGCUGAGGCACUUCGAACAGCUAGGCUCACCAGUCAUGAUGGGUGGCGACUGUGACGCAUCUUCCAAAGGCAUUCUCGGAGUCUGCCAGACAUCAUCAGGAGAAUCCCACCUACUUGUUCUUUUCUCCACAGAUUGCCAGAAGGGUGAUAUCGUCAGACCAGCCAUGUGCAAAUGCCACGAUGCGUCUUGCAGAAGCACCAAAGACUCAGGCGGCCAGCUUAGCUGCCUCGUUGUGGCCGCAGGUUUCAGCCAGGCUGUGACAUUGUAUGGAGAGCUGCCAGAGCUGCCAAAAUUUUCUCUGGACCCACAUUGGUACAGGAAUGAUGCAAAACACGGCCUUCUCGCUGGAGCCAGAGCCAAUCUGCAGCAGAACGGCUGGAUCUCAUGGCUUUCUCUAGAUUCCCUCAUGGAGAGUUCCUUCUACAAUCUGUGCCUGCCAUUGCUUCCCUCCACAGAAGACAACACCUUGUGAUCUCACUUACCUAGAUUAGCACUUCUUGCCUUCAGAACAUGAUGUCGAUUGUUUUCUUCAAAGUGGCACUCGAGGGACAUCAACAGUAGUUUCAUGGGGAAGAUGAUGACUUGAAGAAAUUGAAGGUUUGUGAAGAGGCCAACAUUUUAACGAAUAGACUCGCGGUAGACUCGUGAUAAUUCAAAUUUUUAAUGGAUGAUUGAUAUGUGGGGUUUAACGUCCAUAUGAUUGGGGUUUAACGUCCAAAACCACCAUAUGAUUAUGAGAGAUGCCAUAGUGGAGGGCUUUUUGACUACCUGGGGUUCUUUAACAUGCACCCAAUUUUUUUUAUCAUUCAUACUUUCGGUUAAUUCAAACAAAAUUCAAUUUUUUGGUUGACCCUCUAUUUUUUCAGUGUAUUUAAAAGCCUCUUAAUUCAAACUCCAUCAUUCUGUUAAUUCAUACUUCUUGCAGGUCCAUACCAGAAAACAUCUGCUGCUUUCCCACUACUAUUUAAAAAUUUUUGUGUUUAUAUAGUCCUAACAGUCUAAAACUCAAAAAUAAGAAUCCCUGGUCUUCAAGAAAAAAGGCUUUGCUAGUAAACAAAUGUUUGAAAAAAGCACAAGCAUGGUAAACCGUGAUGCUUUUCAACUGGUAUAAAGAGCUUUGUGCUGAAAGCACAUACCUUUAGCAAUAAAGCAGUUGGCAAUUCACAAUUUCUUUAAAAUGUGUGAUCAGCAACAAAUGGCCAAUAAACUUGCAGACUUUACACCUCUGC